Molecule: messenger RNA, 1894 nt
Organism: Exaiptasia diaphana
Lineage: Eukaryota; Metazoa; Cnidaria; Anthozoa; Actiniaria; Aiptasiidae
Product: fibrillin-1
Exons: 6
Coding region: 1-1395 (464 amino acids)
Molecular function (GO): calcium ion binding
Source: RefSeq, a predicted model, not a curated record
AUGAAGCUUUUUGAAAUCAUUCUCGGAGUUCUUUGCAUUUUUGCUUAUCAAGUAGCUAAUGCCGCUAAAUGCUACGUCUCGGUUGAUGGRAUAGCUCUUGUUGACCACGUCAUGGACUCCUUCYMURUCKACCACAUCGAYACUUGUUAYGAAAGAUGCGCUGCAAWGCUAGGMUGUGARAGCAUCAACUUUUACGUGAAAAAUCGCUUGUGUGAACUUAACAACAGGACUGUUGAGAAUACCCCGAGCAAGAAAGUCUUCAACGAAAAGGCGGUUUAUCUUAGGAACCCAAAUCCAGAUUUUGAUGAAUGUUCUGUGGCUAACGCUUGCCAUGCUAACGCGCAAUGCACUAACACAUUUGGAUCGUACGACUGUCAGUGCAAACCUGGUUAUCAUGGAGAUGGGAAGAAUUGCUCAGAUGUGGAUGAAUGCUCAACAGGCACCCAUACCUGCGAUGUAAAUGCAACUUGUACUAAUAAACUUGGCUCGCACACUUGUCGAUGUAAUCAUGGUUUCCAGGGUAAUGGGCGGACAUGUACAGAUGUGGAUGAAUGCUCAACAGGUGCCCAUAACUGCAAUGUUAAUGCCAAGUGUACUAAUAAAAUUGGUUCGUACAUAUGUCGAUGUAAUCAUAGUUACCAGGGUAAUGGACUGGCAUGCACAGACAUUGAUGAAUGCUCGUCUGGCGUCUAUCCUUGCCAUGCAAAUGCACUUUGUACUAAUACUAAUGGAUCUUACAAUUGCCGUUGUCAAGGUGGUUCUGGUGAUGGACGACACACCUGUAGAACAUUAUUCCCAAAGUCUUGCAAUGAGCAAAAGAAGGCAUUUCCCGCCUCAAGAUCUGGUACCUACACCAUUGAUCCCGAUGGCAAUAUUGGAGAGGUACCUUACAACGUGUAUUGUGACAUGACAGACAAGGGUGGGGUGGGGGUAACGGUUAUCAGCCACAAUAGAGAAAAUUGGGAUAGUGUCAACAAUUGUCCUCCUAGUCCAGGUUCUUGCAGUCGUAUUGUUUCAUAUAAUGGAACAUCUCUCGCCCAGUUAGCUAAACUGACUGAAAUCUCAACACGAUGUGAACAAUAUAUUGUGUAUUCUUGCACGGGUGAUGUACUUUUCAUCGAGGCCUCUUACGCUUGGUGGGUAUCACGUGACGGUGUAAAGCAGUAUUACUGGGGAGGUGCAACGCCGGGAAGCAAAAAAUGUGCUUGUGGUAAGACAAACACUUGUCACAACAAGAAAGGAUGUAAUUGCCAUAAUAGUGCUGGUGGGUGGCGUACUGACGGAGGUCUGCUGACAGAUAAGACAACCCUACCGGUGAAAGAGAUGAGGUUUGCCGAUACUGAUGGCAGCAAUGAAAAUGCUGAAUAUUAUCUUGCUAAACUAAAGUGUUACUAAAAAAACAUGACAUCCUUUAACACUGAACAUAUUGAUCAAAAGUAAUCAUUUCCAAUCCCAGACAGAAAAUGUAGUGAUUUCUGCGCAUCCUUUUUUCAGAAUACAAAAUGAUAUAAUGAAAAAUUCAACUAGUAAAAAUAACUGGUGAUAGACCGGCGUUUUAGCCACUCGUUUAUCCUUGCUCACUGAACUACAUAUGGAUCUUUGCGUAUUCUAGGAUGGUGCUAAAUUGGUGAGACGAUGUAUCAUUGCAGAAUUUUUCUUGAUGACGCAAAUUUUAAGCUAAUACCAAUACAGUUUUGAAUGUCUACAUCCAAAAAUUGAUUGUUUUGGUUCGAAGUCGCCCCCACCCAGCUACUGAGAAACAGGUUAGUUACAAGAACGAAUGACAUCAUUUACUCGAUCACUAUAACCUAUAGAUAUCAAUAAUCGAUAAGAAUUAAUAUAUGUAAUACCAUGAUCACCUCGGAUUCUUUUGUCUUCCGAGGGAUGUUUACAA